Peniophora sp. CBMAI 1063 is the source of this 816-nucleotide messenger RNA. The record is from the annotation of a GenBank genome assembly. NCBI's taxonomy places the organism in Eukaryota, Fungi, Basidiomycota, Agaricomycetes, Russulales, Peniophoraceae.
AUGAUGGACAUCGUCCCAACCUGGACCUUCGAUUCAGCGGGUCAGCGUACGGCCUUGACACUAUCCCACCUACCACCGGCUAGUGAGGGUCAGCUUCAGCUUCAAGCGGACUUGUCUACCGGAACAGUGCAGGUCUGUUCCAUAACAAGGACGAAUGGCCCACUGUCAGUGGUGGCGCGGCCUAUGGAAGCGCCUCCUGCAUAUCAUGCCGUUGUAGCUCCGGGCACCACACUACCAACUUCCGUGGGGUACAAGAAGGGACAUUCGCCGGUUUGCUUCCUAUGCCAUCCAGACAACGAGGAUGCCGCGAUCGCCGGCUUCGUUUGUUCUCGCUACGAGCCUGAAUCACAAAACGAAGUAGACAAUGCGUCGAUCGCUCAAUCCAGUAAAGUAGCCGCAUUCAGUACAAGGCCUAGCGCGGAGACCGCGGCCGCGCCAGAAGGUCCCCUUCGUUCUUGCCCAAUGCACCGCCUCAUCCCUCUCUGCGCGGUGUUCGCUGGACAGUGUGUCUGGCAUGCGGUCACCUACCGCGGUCCCACGCUUCGUCGCUAUCGAAAGCGCUACGGGAAAGGUAUCAGUCCUUCCACAGCGAACUUUCGUGAGGCGGCCCAAUUCCUUGCUGUAGCACGAGUUAGGGCGCACAAGAUGGAUAUGAUGUGUAACAAGUUUGUCUCUAGAACCGAUGACGACGAGAUCGCGCUAUCAAACGCUUUGGAGGCUGAAAAGCUCGUGAAGGCGUUUGGGGAAGAGCGAAGGAAGUUGCACGAGCAGGCGAAGAAGCAUGGAGUUAUACGGGAAUCGGCAGGCCACAUAUGA